UUUAAAUAAUGGAUUUUUGGAUAGGUACAUAUUUCACUGAAAAUACUUUAAGAAAUAUAAAGUUUAAAUAGUAACAAAUUUGGCUUUAUGGAAUACAUCUCUUUUACCUUUUCAAAUGGAAAACAAAAGCUUAACCUGAAAUAUUGUUGCCAAAUUCCUGGUUUACUUGUUUUGUAAACAUAAAAUAAAGUUUAAAAUAAAUGUUUUAUCCAAAACUGCAGUAUUUUUCAGAAACUGUAAAUUUUUCAUUUUAAUUCAACGGAUUGCUUUAGACGUACUAUGUACCACAAUCAAUAAUGGAUAUUUUAAAGGCAGAAAUUGCAAAAAAACGUAAAUUACUUGAAGAAAAGAAAAUUAUUGAUCCAUCAAACAAGAAAAAAUACUUCAAGAGAGGUGAGCUCUUAGCGAAAGAACAAGAAGAAUAUUUACGGAAAUAUGGACCCAAAGUACAGGAGCCUGAAGAAGAACAACUUGAAAAGGUAGAAACAGAUCAAAAUCAUGAGAAUGGAGAAACAGAACAGAAAGAGACUCCAGCACUUCCUCGAAAUGAAGUUAUAAAGAGAUUGAGAGAAAGAGGUCAUCCAAUACUAUUGUUUGCUGAAACUGAAAUUCAGUCCUUUAAGAGACUAAGAAGAAUUGAAAUUCAAGAACCAGAAGUUAAUAGGGGCUUCCGGAAUGACUUCCAAGAAGCGAUGGAGAAAGUCGAUGAAGCAUAUUUGAAUGAAAUAUUGGCAUUAGGAACUCAGAAUGAAGGUGAAAAUUCGUCCAAAGAAGAUGCACUGGAUGAUUUUAUCACAUAUGAAACCAUUCAAGAAAUGGCAAAAACAAUGGGACAAGGCGAUAGAAACCAUGAUAUGAAUGUAAUCAUGACAUUAUUGCAGUUCUUGCUAAAGUUGUGGGGUCAGCAACUGAGUUCUGCUGCAGCAGGACAGAAAGCAGCAGUCAAGCAUAAAAUGACGAGAGCCACAUACACCCAAACACAGGUUUAUCUCAAGCCUCUAAUGAGAAAACUAAAAAAGAAAAACUUGCCUGAAGACAUCUGUGACAGUUUAACAGAAAUAACAAAACAUCUGUUGGAUAGAAACUACAUUAUGGCCAGUGACGCAUAUCUUCAAAUGGCGAUUGGUAAUGCGCCAUGGCCGAUCGGUGUAACCAUGGUGGGUAUUCACGCUCGUACAGGACGGGAGAAAAUCUUCUCUAAGAACGUAGCACACGUUAUGAACGACGAAACUCAAAGAAAAUACAUUCAAGCGCUAAAACGUCUUAUGACUAAAUGUCAGGAGUAUUUCCCUACAGAUCCAUCUAGAUGUGUGGAGUAUACUACUAUCAGAUAAUAAAUUAAACUAUUUUUAAAUUAUAAA
This is a messenger RNA of Bombyx mandarina (wild silkworm), 1361 nucleotides long. RefSeq names its product pre-mRNA processing factor 18 (gene Prp18). NCBI's taxonomy places the organism in Eukaryota, Metazoa, Arthropoda, Insecta, Lepidoptera, Bombycidae. The record is from RefSeq and is a predicted model, not a curated record.